AUGGCUGUGAUCGUCGGUUUUCACGCCGAGACACUCGAAACCGUCACGCUGCCGCAAGCUGUCCUAAAGGAGGACAUCCUCGUAUCAGAGCUUACAAUGACCGAGCAACGGCAGCAUGUGUUCCUUGCUCACACUCAAAGCUUCGCUGCUCGACGGGAAACCCUUGCACUCGCUGCCACAAUAAAGGACUUCCUUGUAGCUACCGCGAAUCAAAGUACACAGGUGGACGCUCUCGAGUUCUCAAGACCCUUGGAGUUUCAAGCAUACGGCCAGACUCUUCGCGUCAUGACGUGGCGAAUCAGCGAGCUAUCUCGCCCCAAGAUCUACUUGAAACAAAUUUGGAAACCCAGAUAG
Molecule: messenger RNA, 354 nt
Organism: Penicillium longicatenatum
Lineage: Eukaryota; Fungi; Ascomycota; Eurotiomycetes; Eurotiales; Aspergillaceae
Exons: 2
Coding region: 1-354 (117 amino acids)
Source: RefSeq, a predicted model, not a curated record